Messenger RNA from Geodia barretti, 1182 nucleotides. Lineage: Eukaryota; Metazoa; Porifera; Demospongiae; Tetractinellida; Geodiidae. The record is from the annotation of a GenBank genome assembly.
ACGCCUCCCCCCUACGACCACCCGUCUGCGAGCCUCCUCUCGCUGCAGGCCGGAGUCUUCUCCCCCACGGGGCCCAGCGGUGCGCAGCAGACGAGCGGGCUCUCGGUUCUCUCUCCAGAGCACGAGCACCACCACGGACACCCGGCACCGGCUCCCGGGGAUUCUCCUCGUCUCUGUCCUCCAACCUCCAUCUCCAUUCCCCACCUCGGCCCCAUGACUGCCAGUAGCUCCGCAAGCUCCAACAGCACCGAGGGCUCGUCGGGAUCUCCACCAGGCUCCAGACAGAGCCGUGAGAUGCCAGGUCCCUGCUCAGCGCGGCUCAAGAAACAGAAGAAAGACAGGAAGCCCAGGACUCCCUUCACCAGCACGCAGCUCAUAGCCCUCGAGAGGAAGUUCCGCCAGCAGAAGUACCUCUCGGUGGCAGAAAGAGCAGAGUUUGCCGAGUACCUCAAACUAACUGAGACCCAGGUGAAGAUCUGGUUCCAGAACCGACGGGCGAAAGAGAAGAGACUGCGUGAGGCGGAAGCUGAGCGAGCAGCGAGGAGUCUCGGUCUCCCACUAUCCUAUGCCCACGCUUACUCCCACGAGUUCCUACAGAAUCCGCUGCUGCAGACUUCUUCCCCGAGCAGCAUGGUCCCGCUGCAGCCGUCCAGCAAUCUGGGGUUGUUUCAUCAAGGGCCCCUCAUAGCGUCCCCGCCAGUGCACCACAACCCGCACUACCCCGCGCCAACACCGGUUCUCUUUCACCCCCACCACCAACACCUCAUGAGAUACGACAGCCCCCUGUCAACACCGUCUACCAUGAACCUCGCCAGUCCUCCUCUGCAGCCCCAACCUACACCCUCCCAACAGCAACAGCAACAGACUUCUCAACACAACAUCAUACCCCACACAUCCCACUAGUCUUUAGCACACGACUGCCACUCCAAUCACCUCUCAUUCAUCCCAUCAUAUCGUUAUACACAUAUCAUACCGUAGCAUAGAUUUCAGUCGCCUCUCUGUCGUAUCAGAAAGAUUCAUUCAUCUGCUCCCCUCUCACACUUAUAGCCAAUCCCCCCCUCAUCUCUAACUGGUAUCAUAUCGUAUAACUCCGUGUCUUCACUGUAUCGUAUCAUUUAUUACACUGUCAGUUUGGGAGCACUCCAAGGGUCCCAUUAAAUCAUUCCUCACUAUAAUAUAGAU